This is a messenger RNA of Haliotis rufescens (red abalone), 3877 nucleotides long. Its product is annotated as EGF-like domain-containing protein 2. The record is from RefSeq and is a predicted model, not a curated record. Bases 246 to 1646 code for a protein of 466 amino acids. Lineage: Eukaryota; Metazoa; Mollusca; Gastropoda; Lepetellida; Haliotidae. The transcript is spliced from 10 exons.
UCCUACGAUGUGUUUACGGUUACGGAUGAGCGGUGCCAACAGUAGUCUCUUAAUUCACGGUUUUAACAGAUUUCGUAUGUUAUCCUUGGAUAACCUAGAUAACAUCGUUACACGGGAAACAGUGUCUGUGUGGAGACAUUCUUUACCUCCAAGUGUUGGAUACGGAGUCAGGAUCAUUCAGGGAGAUAGCGAGAUGACGAUGAAAUGGCGGGCCUUCAAAGGAAUUAUAUAGCUUGGAGAGAAGAAUGUUAGUCACGUGUACAAUGGGCCAAAUGUUGUGGGUUUCCGCCAUAUUAAUAUGUAAAGUCCAUGCCGACUUUGACUGUCGUCGUUUCGGGAUGAGCUGUAAUGGCGGGACGUGCACGACUGGCAGCUCCACGUGCACAGACUGUGGAACCCUGUCCCCGCCCAGAGGAGGAUUCAACUGUGGUCUGGUAACAAGUCGCGUGAACCAAGGCGCCUGUAAUGACACGCUGUGCGGAUACGGAGGGACGUGCUACACAGGGGCGGAUAACUCUACUUCCUGCUAUUGUACAGAGGACUACUACGGACUUACGUGUUCGUACAGGCGAUAUGACGCACAGAGCACGGCAAACAAGAUGAUCAUUAACAUCAACCCCUUCCAAAACUUCUCCGGCCUCAUCUCCAUCUCCGGCUACCGCAGCAUCCCUGGCUGUCUCUUGAAACGUGUCCCUGAACCUCCUGACCCCGCUGAUGGCGUCCCCGACCACUGGGAGGGAUACUAUGGAGUGUUCGAGCAUACCGGCGAUGAGUGUGGGGAGGCCUCGAAGAAUAGUACGACUGUCGUCCGCCAGGUGACGAUCCAGUUCAGGGACGCUUACAUCACCGGCCUUGACCUUCAAGUGACGCUAACUAACACCCUUAACCUUAGUGGUAUCGAGGUCACUGCGUCAUCCUUUUCUGUUGCUGCAGAUGAGUUUGUUCUUAAACGGCAAGUGGUGAGCAGCACAUUUAAUCCCGUUACUCUGGUAACUACAACAGUUGAUGGGACUGUUGUGAUUGACACACCUGUCACAGUGGGCGUGGUUCUUGUAUUUACAUUCAGCGUCCCGCCUUCUGAGUUUGCGGCGUUGAGACUUGAGACGGCAGUUGUUACCAACGGUCCACCAGACACAGCGACAGAAUCUGUUACCUUGGUUACAGGAGGGUGUAUAGACACGAGCGUGUUGUCGGUGUUGGAGGACGUCCCAGGGCCUCCUGACCCCGCCGUCAAGUCAACUAUCACUCUCCGACUGAGAACUUUCAAGUUUGUCUCAAGCGACACCAUUGCCCUCCGGUUCAUCGUGAAAGUCUGCAUCGUGGACGCCGACUGUGCAACUGUCGCGUGUCCAGGUAGUAGGAGACGGAGGCGAUCCCUUGACCAGGACGAGGCCGAGCUGACCAGGGUGCUCAGAAUAUUAGACCCGCUUCCCAAUAAGUCCGGUCCUGGACAAUCCGAACAAGCGACAAAUGACGCCGGAAGUGACGUGUUCCUCCUCACUGUAACAUCAGAGGCCACGGCACUCAUUCUGUUUUCGGCAGUACUGGGGAUAGUAAUCAUGUGCUUCUGUCGGCGGAGGAAGUCCCGUAUCCACCAGCAGACACAGACAGAGCGCAGAAUUCUCGUACAUAGUGACAGACGUUAGCGGAACGGAGUACACCAUCUCUUGGAUGGAAUGGCCGAAUCGAGAUGUCACAGAUUUCUUUGGAUAACGGAUGUUAAUAGAACCAGAGACCAUAUAAAACAGAACCUUCCACGGGAUGCUGGUACAGCUUUUGGACACAAUUACCUUAACGGCCUUGUGGUCCGACCAUUCAAUAUUUGCCAAUAUUUGGUGUGUCUGUGUGCGCAUGGGAGGCUACUGGGACAAAAUCAGUUGUCAGUCAAGGCUUUAAGUGUUAUUCUUCUGAACGCCACACAAUUUAGUGUGGACGCAAAACACAUUUUUCUAAACAGCCAACGUGUGCAGUUAAUGAUUUCAAAACCUGUUCCCUCAAUAUCAGGAAGAGACUAUUGAAAGGGCGUGACACAGCUCUUUACGACACGACUUGUUUAUUAAAGACGCAAACUCAAACUCACGUUUCUACCAUCUCCGUUACAUCCUCGCUACCCAACCAGGUAUCCUAGCAACAUGAACCAAACAUUCGAUCACUAACCAUUACUUACCAGUUGCCUAGCAGUAUUAGAAUUUCCACAUUGACUGUGUUAUCCUUCGUUAGCACUUCCGGUUUCUAGAGUUAUCUCCCUUUGACCAUAAACGCUUGUCCCAGACCCUCCCAGAUUAUAACAUGGUAUGCCCUUACUCGAGAUGUUGCAGUUGUUUGGCUUUUGAUAUAUGUUGCUGUAUUAGUGUAGCACUGAAAAGGAUGUUUUCAAUGUUGGUUUGGUAAGUCCACCGGAAGCGCUCGUUACAUCAUCAUCAUCAUCAUUCACCCUGAUCGAUGGGAUAGCCUAGAGGUUAAAGCGUUCGCUCGUCACGCCGAAUGCCCAUGUGUGAUUCCCGACAUAGGUACAAUAUGUAAAACCCAUUUCUGGUGUCCCCCGCCGUGAUAUUGGUGGAAUAUUGCUAAAAGCGGCACAAAAUCAUAUUCACUCAUUCAUCAUCGACCCAAUUGUCUGUCAGCAUCAUCUAUGACUGUUUGACCAAAUUGUGAAACAUAGGCCUGCAUCGUUUUGGGCCUCACUCCUACAUUUCGCCUGAGUGAAGUUCGUCACGCCAAAGACCCGGGUUCGAUUGCCGACAUGGGUACAAUGUGUGAAGCCCAUUUCUGGUGUCCCCCGCCGUAAUACAGCUGGAAUAUUGCUAAAAGCAGCGUAAAACCAUUCUCACUCACUCACUCAUCUAUGUGUACAAUGUAUGAUAAUUUCAAGAUAUGAAUAUGUGCUCGUAUAGAAAACAGGCAACUACCAAAGAAACAUAAUAUGUUCAUUUAUUUCAUGGUAAAUAAAAAUAUAAUGCAAGUAUCAGUCUAUGCGAGACGUAACAAGUGUUGGUUUUUUUUACGACAGACAUUUUUGAAUCUGUACAAAGAACAUGAUGUAUAUGUUUAGAACAUUAACAUAUAAUGCAUUUGUUAUACAAAAAGUAAAACAUACGCAUGCAUGUACAGUAUAGAUCACAAUGACGAAAGGCAAUCAUCCUAGCUCAAACAAUACAAAAGGCUAACAUAUAUUUCUUAAUAUUUGGAAAACAAGCAAAAAUAUGCAUUGUCUGUCAUUAUAUUUGAUUUCCACUAAGAAAUUUUACUGUAUUGAAAUCGGGGUUAUUGAAAGGCGAUGAAGCUGUACUGCUCAACGUUUGAUAGGGAUAUUGUAGGUAUCCAGUUGGGGAAUAUGUAUGACGGCUCCAAGAUGUGGUCAUAUUGCUUUGAAACUGACGUUGCUUAUUUCAAAAUUGAAAUGACCGUUUAAGUUGUUUUUCUGCAUUUAACAUUAAUAAUAUGUGUGUUUUUCUACCAAAACAUGUUAGGUCACAUUUCAGAUAAAAUUACCAUGAUAUUUUGACAAAGUGCUACCCAUCCUGAGGUGACCGAUUUCGGAUAAACAGUAGGUCGAUGCAGAAACGAUGAUGCAUGUACGCUAGGCAAAGCACCAAUUAACCACAAUAACGCGCACCUCUAUAAGCGGUGAAUAAUACAUAGCAAAAUAUCUCACCGGAAAAUGUAUAAAUUGUGAUGAUUCACUAGAACGCACUCCCUACAAUAUACACACUAUUACCAUUACCUGUGGAAUGUGUACAUACAUACAUGGGACAAAGAACUCAUUCCAAACCUAAAAACGAACUUACGUUAUAUCCAUAUUUCCAAUCUUUAAUUAUAUGUUUGCAGGACCCGACACAUACUAAGCUUCCGGGGUAAAGAACGUAGUUGGCAAUUA